AUGAACAAAGCUAUCAUUAGCUUGAAAAAGCAGUUGCGCAAAGACAUGGCCUCCCGCCUAGGCUCAAUUGGCACGGCCGAGCUUAAGAAGCAAUCCGAAUCAGUGAGACAAAAGUUACAAGAGAUGGAUGUGUUUCGUGCUAGUAAAAAUGUCAGUAUUUAUAUCAGUAUGCCAGAUAGCGAGAUUAUCACCACAGACAUUAUUCAUGAUUUGCUCAAAUCUGAUAAAAGGUGUUUUAUUCCUCGCUGCACAAAGAACAAUAUGGACAUGGUCGAAAUUCUUGACAUUGAGGAUUUUGAAUCACUUCCAUUGAAUAAGUGGAAUAUACCUGAACCCCCUCUUGACCAGCCUCGAUCUGAUGCAAUCGAUGAUAAUUAUGGCAACGGAUUAGACCUCAUUCUGGUCCCAGGUGUAGCAUUUGACAAGGAACGAAAUAGAAUUGGGCAUGGAAAAGGCUACUACGAUCGCUACAUCAAAAAGUGCAACAUUUGGGCAGAUGAACAUGGCAUUGACCGACCUAAAACGAUUGCUUUAUCCUUGAAUGAGCAGAUUAUGAAUGUGGGGGACAUUCCGCUCGAGGAGACAGAUGAGAAACUAGACUUUGUUUUGACACCUUCAACUAUAUUUUGA
Molecule: messenger RNA, 630 nt
Organism: Mucor velutinosus
Lineage: Eukaryota; Fungi; Mucoromycota; Mucoromycetes; Mucorales; Mucoraceae
Exons: 5
Coding region: 1-630 (209 amino acids)
Biological process (GO): tetrahydrofolate interconversion; folic acid-containing compound biosynthetic process
Cellular component (GO): mitochondrion
Molecular function (GO): 5-formyltetrahydrofolate cyclo-ligase activity
Source: RefSeq, a predicted model, not a curated record